AUGGUGGGAAAUUCUGGAAUGGAGGAGCAGUGCCACCCCCCCGCCCCUCCCGUCGCAGUCGGAGCGGUGGGUGGCAUAGCCGGGGAUCAGGAGUUGCUGCAGCUGAUCGAUCCUCUAGAGCGAGAGCGCGUCGUCAUUGUGCGUGUCACCACCGCCUCCACCCGCCCCCUCAAAGUCACAACCGCCCCCACCCGCCCUCUCACGAGUCACCACCGCCUCCACCCGCCCCCUCACGAGUCACCACCGCCUCCACCCGCCCCCUCAAAGUCACAACCGCCCCCCACCCGCCCUCUCACGAGUCACCACCGCCUCCACCCGCCCCCUCACGAGUCACCACCGCCUCCACCCGCCCCCUCACGAGUCACCACCGCCCCCACCCGCCCCCUCACGAGUCACCACCGCCUCCACUCGCCCCCUCACGAGUCACCACCGCCUCCACCCGCCCCCUCACGAGUCACCACCGCCUCCACCCGCCCCCUCACGAGUCACCACCGCCCCCACCCGCCCCCUCACGAGUCACCACCGCCCCCCCCCGCCCCCUCAAAGUCACCACCGCCUCCACCCGCCCCCUCACGAGUCACCACCGCCUCCACCCGCCCCCUCACGAGUCACCACCGCCUCCACUCGCCCCCUCACGAGUCACCACCGCCUCCACCCGCCCCCUCACGAGUCACCACCGCCUCCACCCGCCCCCUCACGAGUCACCACCGCCUCCACCCGCCCCCUCAAAGUCACAACCGCCCCCACCCGCCCUCUCACGAGUCACCACCGCCUCCACCCGCCCCCUCACGAGUCACCACCGCCUCCACCCGCCCCCUCACGAGUCACCACCGCCCCCACCCGCCCCCUCACGAGUCACCACCGCCUCCACUCGCCCCCUCACGAGUCACCACCGCCUCCACCCGCCCCCUCACGAGUCACCACCGCCUCCACUCGCCCCCUCACGAGUCACCACCGCCUCCACCCGCCCCCUCACGAGUCACCACCGCCUCCACUCGCCCCCUCACGAGUCACCACCGCCUCCACCCGCCCCCUCACGAGUCACCACCGCCUCCACCCGCCCCCUCACGAGUCACCACCGCCUCCACCCGCCCCCUCACGAGUCACCACCGCCCCCACCCGCCCCCUCACGAGUCACCACCGCCCCCACCCGCCCCCUCACGAGUCACCACCGCCUCCACUCGCCCCCUCACGAGUCACCACCGCCUCCACCCGCCCCCUCACGAGUCACCACCGCCCCCCCCGCCCCCUCAAAGUCACCACCGCCCCCACCCACCAUCUCACGAGUCACCACCGCCUCCACCCGCCCCCUCACGAGUCACCACCGCCCCCCCCCCCGCCCCCUCAAAGUCACCACCGCCCCCACCCACCAUCUCACGAGUCACCACCGCCCCCGCCCGCCACCUCGCGAGUCACCACCGCCCCCAGGCAGCAGUGUGGUGUCCCGUCCCUCUCGCUGGUAAUAACCAUCGCCGCUGGCAAUUAGACCGCGCGACCGCCCGCAGUUCUGGCGAGUGUGCCGGCCAGGGGCGUGUGUUCGUGGGCCAUGUGUCUCUAGGAGUGUGCCGGCCAGGGGCGCGUGGGCUGCAGCUCGAGGCACACCCGGGGCUGGUGGACCGUCGCAAGGCUGUGCUGGCCGACCCGUCAGCGGCGCGCCAGGGGCUGCAGGAGGUGGAGGAAGGUGGAGGAAGGUGGAGGAAGGUGGAGGAAGGUGGAGGAAGGGGGAGGAAGGGGGAGGAAGGUGGAGGAAGGUGGAGGAAGGUGGAGGAAGGUGGAGGAAGGUGGAGGAAGGUGGAGGAAGGUGGAGGAAGGUGGAGGAAGGUGGAGGAAGGUGGUGAUGGUGUUAGCACCGGCGCGGCCGAGAUGCCGCCGCCCCCUCUAUCGAUAUCGGGGACUCCGCGCGACUUCUAA
Molecule: messenger RNA, 1911 nt
Organism: Bacillus rossius redtenbacheri
Lineage: Eukaryota; Metazoa; Arthropoda; Insecta; Phasmatodea; Bacillidae
Exons: 5
Coding region: 1-1911 (636 amino acids)
Biological process (GO): actin filament polymerization
Cellular component (GO): actin filament
Source: RefSeq, a predicted model, not a curated record